This is a messenger RNA of Morone saxatilis (striped sea-bass), 9073 nucleotides long. It is a transcript of the gene rapgef6, whose product is annotated as Rap guanine nucleotide exchange factor (GEF) 6. Gene Ontology annotation, biological process: positive regulation of GTPase activity; positive regulation of ERK1 and ERK2 cascade; Ras protein signal transduction. The coding region runs from base 348 to 5522 and encodes 1724 amino acids. Lineage: Eukaryota; Metazoa; Chordata; Actinopteri; Moronidae. Gene Ontology annotation, molecular function: protein binding; guanyl-nucleotide exchange factor activity. Gene Ontology annotation, cellular component: plasma membrane; apical plasma membrane; endocytic vesicle. The record is from RefSeq and is a predicted model, not a curated record. The transcript has 28 exons.
AGCAAGCAUGUGAGUAAGACUGUCAGUAUGCAACGUGUUGAGCAGCUGAACUCUUGUCUUGAACUCUCCCACAGAAGAGGACAACUCUCGCCAGAUCUGAGACAAAAAGAGAGGCAAUCCGCUUGUUUGUUCAUUUAAUUUGGUUCUUUUCUUCCUUUUGUUCUGGAUGUUUGCUCCAAAGGAUGUAAUGUUGGGGGAUCCCUCAGGAUUUUGGACCUUUUUUAGAAUUUGGAUGCCAUUCUUAUAUUCAUUUCUUGCAUAGAAGUGUUUCCUUGCUGGGUUUUUUUCUCCCGUCCCGUGGUAUUUCCUGCUUUUAUGUGUUGUUCUGAUCACGUCCCUGCGUCCGGAUGAGUGUGCUCCGCUGGCACCGGCUCUCUGCGCUCUGGAAGAACUGGAUGUUCAACCAGGAGCCAGCAGAAGAGCAGGCCCAGAUCUCAGAAGCUCCAGGGCAUGAAGCAGAGCCACAGAAGAAGGAUGGGAACACAUUCAAGGAUCACAACUCAGACUUUAAGAACUUAACACAACUUACAACCCAAAACUUGGAUUAUACAAACCACAAGUCAGAAAUUGAGAACCAGAACUUGGAAUAUACAAACCUGAACUCGCUCCAAAAGCAUGAACUACUAAAGCGCAGCAGCUCUGAGCCGUGCUCUCAGGUCUCUAACACCGAGGAUCACUCUUACAGUUGCCCCCUCACACCUGAAAGUUGUUGGUGUGAAUCCCAUAGAAGCUGCUAUUCUAAGGAGGGUGUUGACUGUGUAUUGCAGGUGGAUAACGGCAGCGAGGGGGACGACGGUUUUCUGCAGAGAGAGGGAUCCCAACGGAGGUCCAGACGGCGCUUUAGGAGGGUCAACCCCAGGGGAGAGCGGGAACUCAUCACAGACGGCCAAGAACCCACCGGCUACAACACGGAUUAUGUCAACAACCAGCUUCCUGCUGACCUCAAUAAGAUGCACCUAACAGACCACGCCCAUCAGCAGGUGAUGCACAUGCCUCCCAGCCAAUCAGGAUGCAGCAUUGCCAGCGACUCGGGAAGUAGCAGCCUAUCAGAUAUUUACCAGGCCACAGAAAGCGAACUGGGAGAUGUGGACCUGUCUGGACUUCCAGAGGCUGCAGUGGACAGUGAGGAAGAGGAGGAAGAAGAUGAGGACCUGGAGAGAGCUUCAGACACUCUUCUGGGCCGAGACCUGGUCCGAGAGUGUCUGGAAAAAGACCCAGCUGAUCGCAACGACGAUGACAUUGAGCAACUACUGGAGUUCAUGCACCAGUUGCCAGCCUUUGCCAACAUGACCAUGUCUGUGCGCAGAGACUUGUGCAGCGUCAUGGUGUUUGAGGUGGUGGAGCAGGCUGGCACAGUCAUACUGCACAACAAACAGGAGCUGGACCUCUGGUAUGUUAUCCUGAACGGGGCAGUGGAGAUCAGCCAUCCAGAAGGGAGAGUGGAGACUCUUUGCAUGGGCAACAGUUUUGGCAUCUCACCCUCAUUGGACAAACAGUACAUGAACGGAGAGGUUCGCACCAAGGGGGACGACUGCCAGUUCGUCUGCAUCGCCCAAGAGGACUACUGGCGUAUCCUCAACCAUGUGGAGAAGAACACACACAAGGUGGAAGAGGAGGGGGAGAUUGUGAUGGUGAAAGAGCACCGUGAGCUUGAUCGCAGUGGGACCAGAAAGGGACACAUUGUCAUCAAGGGAACCCCAGAGCGUUUGAUCAUGCACCUGGUGGAGGAACCGUCAGUGGUGGACCCCACCUACAUCGAAGACUUCCUGCUGACCUAUAGGACCUUCCUGUCAAAUCCCAUGGAGGUCGGCAAGAAACUACUGGAGUGGUUCCAAGUGGACAGCCUCCGGGACACGGUAACAAGAAUAGUGCUGCUGUGGGUCAACAACCACUUCAAUGAUUUUGAGGGUGACCCGGCCAUGACACACUUCCUGGAGGACUUUGAGAAACAUUUAGAAGCAACGAAAAUGAAGGGCCAUUUGCGGCUACUGAACAUAGCAUGUGCAGCCAAGGCUAAGUGGAGGCAGAUCACUCUGCAGAAGGCGUCCAGGGAGUCGCCGCUCUAUUUCAGCGUGCAGGGCGGCAGUGAGAGAGGAUUUGGCAUCUUUGUUGAAUCGGUGGAAGUAGGGAGCAAGGCUGCAGAGGCCGGACUGAAACGGGGAGAUCAGAUUAUGGAGAUCAAUGGUCAGAACUUUGAGAACAUCUCCGUCUCCAAAGCUGUUGACAUACUUAGAAAUAACACACACCUCUCUCUCACCGUUAAAACCAACAUAUUUGUCUUCAAAGAGCUCCUUAGCAGGAUUGUGCAUGAGAAGAAGAACGGCGGCCCUCACAUUCCUAAGAUCCAGGAGAAAAAAGGCAAUCGCUUCUCCAUCCCAGACCUUCCUGGAGACAUGGAGUUCCCUACAGACCACAAGAGCACCAGGAAAAUGAAGGCCAAUACUGUGUCAGGAGGACGAAACAAGAUCAGGAAGAUGCUGGAGAAGACCCGCUUUAGUAUACUGCCGCCUAAACCAUUCAGUGAUGGUGGCAUGGGUCAGUCUCAGGACGACAGCAUUGUGGGUACCAAGCAGUGUCGUCACAGCGUGGCCAUCAUGCCCAUACCUGGCAACCUUUCGUCUAGCAGCCCUGACCUGCUGCAGCCGGCCACCAGCGUCCUCGACUUCUCCAACCCCGCAGCCCUGGGACUGUACUACAUCCCAGACCAGGUGAUUCGGGUGUUCAAGGCAGACCAGCAGAGCUGCUACAUCAUCAUCAGUAAGGACACUACCGCUAAGGAUGUGGUCGCCCACACUGUCAAUGAGUUCGGACUCAUUGCAGCACCCGAGACAUACUCCCUUUGCGAGGUAUCAGUUAGCCCGGAGGGAGUCAUAAAACAGCGUCGUCUACCCGACCAGCUCUCUAAACUGGCUGAUCGGAUUCAGCUCAAUGGCAGGUACUACUUGAAGAACAACAUGGAGACGGAGACGUUGUGUUCGGACGAGGAUGCCCAGGAUCUCCUAAGAGAGAGUCAGAUCUCUCUGCUGCAGCUCAGCACCAUGGAGGUUGCUGCCCAGCUCUCUAUGAGAGACUUUGAGCUCUUCAGGAACAUUGAGUCCACAGAGUACGUGGAUGACUUGUUUAAACUAGACUCUUCAAUCGGAAGUGGUAAUCUCAAACAGUUUGAGGAGGUGAUAAACCAGGAGACCUUUUGGGUCGCCACAGAGAUCCUUAAGGAACCCAACGCCCUGAAGAGGAUGAAGACCAUCAAACACUUCAUCAAGAUCGCCCUGCACUGCAGAGAGUGCAAGAACUUCAACUCCAUGUUCGCUAUUAUCAGCGGCCUGAACUUGGCACCGGUGGCUCGGCUGCGGAGCUCUUGGGAGAAAUUGCCCAGCAAGUACGAGAAGCUUUUUGGAGACCUGCAGGACGUCUUCGACCCGUCCAGGAACAUGGCCAAGUACCGCAACAUCCUAAGCAGCCAGAGCAUGCAACCACCCAUCAUCCCACUGUUCCCAGUGGUCAAGAAGGACCUCACCUUCUUACAUGAAGGCAAUGACUCCAGUGUAGAUGGUCUUGUGAACUUCGAGAAGCUAAGGAUGAUCGCCAAGGAGAUCAGACAUGUGGUGCGGUUGACCUCAGCCAACAUGGACCCUGCCCUCAUGUUCAGACAGAGGAAGAAGAGGUGGAAGAGUUUAGGGUCUUUGAGUCAGGGCAGCACAAACUCCAACAUGCUGGAUGUGCAGGGCGGCGCCCAUAAGAAGCGAGUACGCCGCAGCUCACUUCUCAACGCCAAGAAGCUGUACGAAGACGCUCAGAUGGCCAGAAAGGUGAAACAGUACCUGUCCAACCUGACAGUGGAGUCAGAUGAGGAGAAACACCAAAUCAUGUCCCUGCAGUGUGAGCCGUCCUACAGCACCUUGUCUAAAAACUUGAGUGAGAGACGAUCCACCAAGUCGGACAUGUCUCCAGUGUCUCUGCGGUCGGCUCUGCCCUCGGGGAAAACACAAAACAGGGUGUCACAAGUCCUUCAGGUCCAGGUCCCACUGAACCCUCUACGAAAGAAGAGCACUGCCAAGGACAUAGGCACGCCUAACUCCAACUCUCCCCAGGUGGUGAAGAAACCUCCAAUGAACUCAUCAGAGGAGUGGAGCACCAAGAGACCAUCUGAUGACACCGUCUCAAUCAUUUCCUCCCUUCACUCCAGUCCCACAGUGUCGCCGCAGGGCUCCCCGCGCAAAGUGGGAGGCGUGGCCAAGUCCCAGAACUCCAGCCAGAUGAACUUGUCGGGAUCUUCGUCGUCACUGACCAGCGACGCCAGCACAAAGGCCGGCAGUGUCAGCCUGCGCAGCUACGGCAUAGGUUACACCCUCCUACCAGCCGGUAAAGCAGACAACCUGUCGGACUCGAGUCACAGCGAGAUCUCCUCCCGCUCCAGUAUCUGUUCAGUUGACUCUGUGCCUGCUCCUGGGCUCGAAGACCGGUGUACUAGUAGCAACAGGACCUGUACUACUGCUGCUAGUACUACUGCAUCCACUACUACGACGGCUGCUGCUGUUCCUGAGAGUUCGGCAGCAACGCAUGCACACUUAAAUGUUGAUUAUAAUCAGCCCAGCACAAGUAGUUCCUCGUCAUUGGUUCGAGGAUACGUACCACGAGCCUCCACCUUCACCUCCUCCACCUCGACAGAGGAGCUGACCCCGGACCACACCUCUUUGGACUCCGUGGCUGACAGCGGCCGUGGCAGCUGGACAUCCUGCUCCUCCAACUCCCACGACUCCUUCCAGAGCCUCCCCACCUCCUCCUGCCGGCCCUGGGACCACGGCAUCCACGGGCAUCCGCUCUCCCUCCCGCACACACACCUGGGAGGCUUCAAGCACACACAGCUGACCGGGCCCAUAGCAGAGGUCGAGGCCGGCGCUCAAGCGUGGGCAAGCGAGGACUCCGCCACCAAGCAACACUCCAGAAACUCCAGCUCUGAUCUGUCCAAUCAGUCUCGGCAGAGCUGGGCGUCGUCCAGCUCGCUGUCGGACACCUACGAGGGGAAUUACGGGACGAUAAAGCGGCGAAACACCUCGGAGCACCCCUCCUCGCCAACCAAUGAGGAAGGAGGGCAAAGCACAGACCCUGUCUACAAAACGGUGACGUCAAGCACAGAGAAGGGCCUCAUAGUGUACUGUGUCACCUCCCCCGCCAAGGAUGAGCGUUACCGAGCUCCCCCUCCCACCCCUCCAGGCUACCAGGGUCUGGCUCUGGGGGAUCUCGGCCUCCCAGACGGAGUAGUAGGUGGGCCAGGAGGUAUCAGACCUCACCUCAGACCUCCAGACUACAGCGUGGCCCUCCAGAGGAGCAAACUCUUGCAGAGCCCUGGAGCGGCCGGCGGUCUGGCUGAGGCACGGAGGCUGGCUGCUAACCAUCACCUCCACCACCAAGAGGCUCGGACUGCGGGCUCCAUGCAGGGCCACUCCAGACCGCCCAGCAUCUGUGUCCCACCACAGGAGCUGGCUGACAUUGAGGAUGAUGAACAAGUGUCUGCGGUGUAGAGACGUGACCUCACACUCACGCACGUACAUAUUCUCACACACGGACCAAGUCCUGUUGAUCAGGCUUUUGGACUAAGCUAGCAGCCUGCCAUCAUCACGUAUCAGAGCACAUCCCCCCGCCCCCCCCGUGUGACAUCACCCUGGACCAUAAUGCACCUGCGGACCAGAGCAGUGUAUGUCACGUCACCUCACUCCGCCUCCUAGGACUUGUACAAUCAUCUCUUUUUAAACCCAUUUCACAAAACAAAGAAGAAAAGAAAGAUUUUAGAUACUUUUUAAAAACUUUUGAACAAAGUAAAAAAAAGACAGUGUGAUGGAGUCACAUCGCUGUAGAUGGCCGUAAAAAUAAAGGACAAAUUAAAGAAGGAAAGAGUGACAAUAACAAUGUCUCAUGAGAAGAAGUCAGCCUCCUUGGAAACAGACCACCAUGUACCUCCAUUUUGCGCUCCAAGCUCUCUUGUCUAAAGGUGUUUCACGUUGUUUUUUACAGUUUAAACAUGUACAGUGAUUUUCUUUUUUUUUUCUUGUAAAAGCAUUUUUUCGUCUUUUCAUUUGCAUCUCUGAGCUUUGUAAAGUUUUUAUGUGAGAAUAGUGAGGUGGAGCAGACAAAAGGGGAUAGAAAGAUGUAGUCAGUAGUGUGAGUAUUAUAAAUCACUCGUGGGGGAUUUUUGUUUUUGUGUUUGCUGUCAGCUCAAAAGAAGAUGAAUGUACAUAAACAAGAGACAGGAAACAUUUGGCCUCUAUCAAACCCUGGCACUGAUGAUGUAAAUUUACACAAAUAACAUCAGUUCCAACGAAAAAUAAACCAAAUGCACAAGAAAACCGCUACGAAACCAACUUUAUUAAUCCAGAUACUUAGACUUUUGACUGUGUUUGAGGUCAGGAAAGCCCUCAGGAGCCACAUAGAGCCCCUCAACAUAUUAUUCACUCCUCUUUCUAAAAGAGAAAUUAAACUCCUGAAGUAAGAGAGAGCAUGUGUCUGUCUCUUUAUGGAUGGAAAAAAAAGCAUCAGGCAGUUCUCUGUCUUCAUGUCGCGCUCUCCGCCACCCAGCCGCCUCUCUUAUUGCUCGUUCAGUCUGACACGAGGUACUUUAGCGGCAUGCUGCCUCCUGGAUGUUCCAUAAAAAAAACUGUAUUAUAACUUGUUUUUAAUGAGCUGAAGAACAAAUGCCUCGCUGCUUCCUGUAGAGUAAAAACGUGUGUCGUUAUUCUAUUGCAGCAGCUAUAAUAAAACUAUAAAUUAGCACUGUGUGGCCACACAACGUGCAUGCAUAUACACACACACACACACACACACCAAAAUCUUAGUUGGUGUGCAUAAAGACAAAGGACAGUGUUUACACCGAAGCUUACACGUUUUGUUUACAGUGUUUAUUAGACUAGUUGUCUAUUGAAUUACAAGCUGAAAUGUUAAAGUAUAAUGCUCCAGGUUCAUUUGACCUUGUAAAUUUGUUUAUAUUGCAGCAGGAAUAUGAGAUGCAGCAUAAAAUUUGACUAUGUGCUCGCAGUGUACCUCUCGUAUCGGUUUUUUGCUUCUUAUUUAAAAAGAAUGAGCAACAAAACAAGUCAAAAGAUAAUGUAUUUUAAUGCCUGGCUUGCAUCUCCAUUCCAUGUUCAUAGUACAUUUUGUAGAAUAUUUAAAGGAUUUGCUUGAAAAUUGUUUAUUUGUAUUGAAAACGGAAGCAAAUUUGUACAUUCUGAGAAAUGUUUUGGAAACGGAAAAUUUCUUUUUAAUUGUGUUUUAUCUGCAGUGCAGCAGGGGUGUAACUGGAAUUAGACGUUCUUCUGCUUUCUGUCUCGCGCUCUGUGAUGCUUCUUUCAUGUUGUUUUGCCACACAAAGACUUGAAAUGAUUAAUGCUAAUAUAUACAUGGCAUAUAUAUGAAUUUAUACAUAUAUAUUUUUGUUUCUUUGCCAUAAAUUAAUGUAUAGAUGAGAGAAGAGAGUCCUCUAUAAAGGCUAUUUUUGAAUAUUUUGUUAUAAGAAAUAAUCCAAGGUUGUGAUUGCCCUGUUUCUGUCUUUGGGCAGGAGUCUUUUAAGGAAUUAGUUCUUGUCAUUGUUCAUGACUUGUUUUCUCCUCUCACACUCUGUUGUUGGGGCCAUUUCUGCUCUGUCUAUAGUUGUAAUUGCUGCUGUGGUUUGGGAUAUGACUGUGUGUGUGUGUGUGUGGAGGAAUUAUAUUUGCGAAAUAGCGAUCAACAUAGCAUUUUUUUAAAUCCAAAUUUGGAUCAGUUUUGGCAUUCAGCACAUAGGGAAAGGCUCAGAAGUCUUUUUCAAUAAAAGCCCUUCUUAGUUCUUAGCUUUGAUCGCUCCUGCCUGCAGAGAAGUGGGGCCCUUGUGGGAUCGGUUUCAUGGCACGAGGCGAGUUCAUUCAAACUCAGACUGGGUGAUUGAGAGGAGUUUUUUUGAUGCUAUAUAAAUCAGUCUAUUUGAAUUGAACAGAACAAGCCCCGUCACGAUGCCAUCUCUAAUAUCGUCUCUGAGCCCCAUCAACUCAGCGGCACUAUAGACUUUCAACCUCACUGUACUCGUCUGAUGGAUUUCCCUGAAUCCACUGUGACCCUCGCCCUACUCCCCUUUUUUUCGUUUUUAAAAUAAUCUCAAUGGUAGAAACUUUGAAACAGACUGAGAGUCAGAAACUGACAAUUCCUCUCUUUGUUUUUGCACAACUGUAUUCCUCAGAUUCUUAACCAUAAAUCAGUAUUAAUGUUCUGCAUGGAUGAUUUAAAAAAAAAAAAAUAGAAGCAUAUAAGAGUUGGCCCAGAUGUUAUAAAUGGCACAGACUUAGAUAUUUUUACCUGCUUUCAAAUGUUAGAUUGAGAGCGAAACAGCAGCCAUGCGUUGGUCUUUCCAUCAAGGUUGUUUCCUAGCUAAUGAAAUUAAGGAGUUUGUUUUAUUCCUCACGUGAGCUUUAUAAGCACUCCAAGACAAGAUGCUACAUUUUAUUUUUAUUUAGUUUUUAUUUCAGGGCUAAAUUUUCAUUUAGCAGUAACCACCUCUUCUCCUACUCUGCAUACAGUAGGUAUUUUUUCAUGGAGGAUCUGGCAGUGAGCAGCUCUUUGCACUGUGAACAAAACAUGUCAGUGUUUUUAACAACAUAAAACUGUAGAGGAUGAACACCCCCUCUCUCACAGCUUGAUGAAAUGAUCUGGCUGAUUGUGAUUUUAGCCCCCUCGUGUCCUGCCAUGUUACCUGGAAUGCAAUAAGAGAGAUGUGAAUGUGUUUUAUGUAGACAUCUUUUGGCAUUACAGCAGAAAUGCACAACAAUAAGCUUAAACGUGGUGAGUGUGCUGCACAAUCUGUACAAAGAGGUAUUAACUUGGUCUGUGGCUUAAAGUUUGCUUUCGUCUCACACUUCUCAUAGCUGUUGUAACUUAUGUCUUUUAGAAAGACAACAUGAUUUUGCUCGUACGCUUUUUAUGUAUUUUUUACGAGUGAUUGUAAAUAGUUGUUAUAUUUUUGUUUAAGAGAAUGUUUAAAAAGGAAAAAAAUACCUUUUAUUUCUCCAAGUCUACUGAUAUGAAUUUGGACAAUGAAUAAAAUGUUAAGCAG